AUGAGGAGCGAGAUCGUGCGGAAGACUACGACGGCGGAGGAGGAGGUGGAGAGAAAAGAUGAGAGGCGGAGGAAGGCGGAGGAGGAGGAAGAUGAGUACGUAGUGGAGGAUGUUAGAGAUCACGGGAGUUUAGAGAAACGACGGAGUGUGUUCACAUUGUUGGCUUGGGACAUGGGGAUGGAUUCAACUCACAGGGGUUUCAACAGAGACAAAGUCAUCGAUGGCAUCAAAGGCUUCUCUCAUGGUCUGUUCAUCCAUCCACGAAACAGAUGGUACCGGGCUUGGGAGAAGUUCAUAUUAAUAUGGGCAGUGUAUUCCUCUUUCUUCACACCUAUGGAAUUUGGGUUCUUCAGGGGAUUGCCCAAUCAUCUCUAUUUAUUAGAUAUUUUUGGUCAGACGGCCUUCUUCAUCGACGUUUUCCUUCAGUUCUUUGUUGCUUACAGAGACAGUCUGACUUACAAGAUGAUCUUUAACCGAAACCUCAUUGCUAUUCGGUACCUGAAAUCUCAUUUCAUUUUUGAUUUACUUGCCUGCAUGCCUUGGGAUAAUAUUUAUAGGGCUUCUGGGAGAAAAGAAGAAGUGAGAUACCUUUUACUGAUAAGGUUGGUGCGGGCACGAAAGGUUCUUGACUUUUUCUCCAAGUUGGAGAAGGACAUACGGGUCAAGUAUUUGUUUUCGAGGAUUAUAAAACUUAUUGCUGUUGAGCUGUACUGCACACAUACGGCAGCAUGCAUAUUUUAUUAUUUGGCUACAACUCUACCCGCUAUUGAAGAAGGAUACACAUGGAUUGGCAGCCUGAAACUUGGUGAUUAUAGCUACUCAAACUUCAGAGACAUUGAUCUUUGGAACCGCUAUGUAACAUCCUUAUAUUUUGCAAUUGCUACUAUGGCAACAGUGGGUUAUGGUGAUAUUCAUGCAGUCAAUUUGAGAGAGAUGAUAUUUGUAAUGAUUUACGUCUCAUUUGACAUGGUUCUUGGUGCUUAUUUGAUUGGUAACAUGACAGCUUUAAUUGUGAAAGGAUCAAAGACAGAACGAUACAGGGAUAAAAUGACUGAUCUCCUUAAAUAUAUGGACAGAAAUAGACUAGGGAGAGACUUACGCAAUGAAAUAACAAGUCACUUGCGGUUACAAUAUGACAGCAACUACACUGAUUCUGCUGUCAUUGAAGACCUUCCAAGCUCUAUCCGUGCCCAGAUAUCUGAAACUCUCUAUAAGUCAUACAUUGAAAAGGUUUCUCUUUUCAGGGGAUGCUCUUCGGAAUUCACCAAUCACAUUGUAACUAGAGUGCACGAAGAGUUUUUUCUUCCAGGGGAAAUAAUAAUGGAACAAGGGAUUGUGGUUGAUCAACUUUAUUUCAUAUGUCAUGGCAAGCUGGAAGAGGUUGUUGUAUGUGAAGAUGGAUCAGAAGAAACAGUAUCAACUCUAAAACCUCACGACUCUUUUGGAGAUGUUUCCACUCUAUGCAACAUUCCCCAGCCAUACACAGUUCGAGUUAAUGACCUUUGUCGACUUUUGCGGCUUGAUAAACAAUCUUUCUCUAAUAUCCUUGAGAUAUAUUUUCAAGAUGGACGAAAGAUUCUGAACAAUCUACUAGAGGGUAAAGAAAGUGAUAGUCGCAUGAAGCAUUUGGUGACAGAUAUCACAGCUCAUAUUGGAAUGCAAGAGGCAGAACUUGCACUGAGGGUCAAUAGUUCAGCCUAUAAUGGAGAUUUAACUCAGCUAAAAAGCUUACUUCGAGCUGGAGCUGAUCCAAACAAGAAAGAUUAUGAUGGAAGAUCACCACUGCAUCUUGCUGCAUCAAAAGGACACAAAGAUGUCACUGUUUUCCUUAUUCAAGAAGGCGGAGAAGUUAACAUUUCAGAUAACUUUGGAAACACACCGUUACUAGAAGCCAUCAAGAACGGACAUGAUAACAUUGCUUCCUUACUAGUCAAAGAAGGGGGAUCAUUGAAGAUAGAUGAUGCAGGUAGUUUCUUGUGUUCAUCUGUGGCAAGAGGGGACAUAGAUUUUAUCAGACGGAUCCUGUCAAAUGGUAUCGAUCCAAACUCAAAAGAUUAUGACUUCCGAACUCCACUUCAUGUCGCCACCUCACAAGGAUCUUAUAUAAUAGCAAAGUUGCUAGUUGAAGCUGGGGCUAGUGUUCUGUCAAAGGACAGAUGGGGUAACACACCUCUUGAUGAAGCCAAAUUAUGUGGAAACAAGAUAUUGAUCAAACUAUUGGAAGAAGCCAAAUCGUUUCAGAUGUCAGAAUUCCCUUCAUGCUCUCAAGGACCAACAGUGACAGAUAAAACAACACGAAAGAAAUGUACCAUAUAUCCAUUUGAGCCAUGGGAGCCAAAGGAUCAAAACAAAUAUGGAGUUGUAUUAUGGAUUCCAGACACCAUUGAUGAGCUUAUGAAAUCAGCAGCAAAUCAUUUGAUGUUGGAGGUUUCUUCCACUCGUUGUAUCAUAACAGAAGAUGCAGGUAAAAUUGUUGAUGUGGAUAUGAUUACAGAUGGGCAAAAGCUCUACUUAAUCACUAUUGAAGCUUGACUUAUAUGUAUAAUCUUCAUCAUGUGAUGAUGCAAAUUUUGCCAAGUCUGUGAGAUCAUCAUUGUAUAUUGUUCUCCAUUCAUAUGUUAUUGUUAUCGUCAAU
Molecule: messenger RNA, 2635 nt
Organism: Cynara cardunculus var. scolymus (artichoke)
Lineage: Eukaryota; Viridiplantae; Streptophyta; Magnoliopsida; Asterales; Asteraceae
Product: potassium channel SKOR-like
Exons: 13
Coding region: 1-2532 (843 amino acids)
Biological process (GO): transmembrane transport; potassium ion transport
Cellular component (GO): membrane
Molecular function (GO): protein binding; voltage-gated potassium channel activity
Source: RefSeq, a predicted model, not a curated record